UGGUGGUGGUGGUGGUGGAACUGAGCUUUAAUGCCCUAAUCACUGUUAUCCCGCACUGCCACUCUUCCCAAGCAAGGGUCUCCAUUUGAUUCCGAGAACCUUCAAGGCUUUUUUCGGGAGUGGUUUCGCUUCUUCUCACUGUUUCCACCAAGGAGAGGAUAUGAAGAAAUUCCCCGCUUUUCUGUUUGUGGAUUUGUUUACAGUAUAUCAGGCUCUGGGACUCAGUUAUGAAGGCUCAGGGGCCAUUUAUCCCAAUAGCAACAAUGAAGUGGUGCAUGAGGAGACAUAUUACCCUCCAGAGCUGGACUACAAGUAUCCCCAUUGGUGUCAAACAUUUAAACUACACAAUGGGCACAUGAAAUGUUCCUCCCCACGUGGUGGGAACCAUCGGAACACAUUUGGCACACGGUGUUCACUGUCUUGUGAACAAGGAUACAAGCUCCUGGGGCAAUCAUCUAUACACUGCAUGAGUGGCCGCCGAUGGUCAGGAACUGCUUACUGCCGGACCGUACGUUGCCGUGUCCUUCCAUACAUCCAGCAUGGUACAUACAGCUGCAGUAGGAGCUUUUUGGUUCACUCCAAAUGUGACUACUCAUGCUUUCAAGGCUACCAGAUUGAAGGGGAUCGUUAUCGUAUUUGCCAGGCAGGGGGAAGUUGGAGUGGUGCAGAGCCAACAUGUGCAGAUCAUGACCCCCCCAAACUGAAAUGUCCUUUAUCCAGAGUGAAGGUAGCAGAACCAGGAAAACUGACUGCCAUGGUGUCCUGGGAGCGUCCGACUGCCACAGAUACGACCGGCACAUCACUGCAGAUUUUGAGAAAUGGACCAGACUCAGGUUCGGAAUUUACUGAGGGGCAGUAUGUAAUUCGCUACAAAGUCUAUGACCAGGCCCGGAACAUGGCCACCUGCAAGUUUACAGUGCAUGUUGAAGUCAGGAGAUGUCCUUUGCUAAAGGCCCCAUUGCAUGGUUACCUGAGCUGCUCAUCCAACAACAAUAAUUAUGGAGCUGUGUGCGAGUAUCACUGUGAUCCUGGUUAUGAGAGGAGUGGCACUGUUCACAGAGUCUGCCUGUUCAACCGCAGCUGGUCAGAUCAAGCUGCAGAAUGCACAUUGAUGGAGAUUAAAACUGACGUGAGGUCUGCUGGUGCUCUGCUUGACCAGUUCUAUGAAAAGAGGAGACUCCUCAUUGUGUCCACUCCAAGUGCAAGUGACCAGUACUACAAGCUUCAGAAUAUCAUGCUGCAGAGUGCUGGAUGUGGGCUGGAUCUUCGACAUGUGACGGUGAUUGAACUGAUAGGAAUUCCACCUCAAGAAGUGGGCCGAAUUAAAGAACAAUUUCUAGAGCCAGAGGUCAUUGAGGGUCUCAGGCAGGCUCUACACAUCACUAGCUCCCACUUCAACAUGGUGUUGCUUGACGAACUUGGUGUCGACCGUGAACGUUUCAUUAACCCCACCACAUCAGAUGAACUCUACACUUACAUUGAAGAGUAUGUUCUCACAGAGGAGGAACAAGAGAGGCUGCAGCUAAACCGAGACCUUUGUGACUGAGACAGAAAUGAUCAACACUUCUAAGGGUCAUGAACAGCAAAGCUGUGCUUUGUGAGGAUUCUCCAUUCUAAAUGUUUAGUGUUUGUCACACACAUUGUAGAUGUCAACAUUAUCCUAUGUAUUAACCAGAUUCAGGUCCCUUUUAUUGGGUGUGUUUUUAGACCUAAAUGUAUUUCAUAAUCUUCAGUAUUUUGUACAUAUCACAGCUAACAGGAAGAGUGCAAAAUAUUAUAUACUAUUUAUUAAAUGCAUUGUAUAUAACUGUUUUAAAAAGCUGUGCAUUGUAGUCAGGACCUACAGUAACUGAGCUUUGUGCCAUUAUAUUCAGUGAAUAAUUCUAGCCUUAAUAAUUCUAAUUUUAACAAUAUUGCAUUUUUCAUAAUGUUUACACAUAAAAAAGAAAUGAAAAAAAUAAAUGCACUGAUUUGCACCUGUUAGCUCUAAA
Messenger RNA from Tachysurus vachellii, 1991 nucleotides. It is a transcript of the gene srpx2, whose product is annotated as sushi-repeat containing protein X-linked 2. The record is from RefSeq and is a predicted model, not a curated record. The transcript has 10 exons. Bases 161 to 1546 code for a protein of 461 amino acids. NCBI's taxonomy places the organism in Eukaryota, Metazoa, Chordata, Actinopteri, Siluriformes, Bagridae.